Molecule: messenger RNA, 420 nt
Organism: Penicillium canariense
Lineage: Eukaryota; Fungi; Ascomycota; Eurotiomycetes; Eurotiales; Aspergillaceae
Exons: 2
Coding region: 1-420 (139 amino acids)
Source: RefSeq, a predicted model, not a curated record
AUGAGCGCUUCUCAGAUCAGCCCGUUGGUCACUCAGCGGGAGGUCAUCCAUGCAUACCGUCAUCUAUAUCGGCAAGGCCUGAAGGCAAUCAGAUAUGCGACCCCCGGCCGGCAUGUCCUUCGAACAACCUUGCGGACUUCCUUUGGCGCUGCUCCACCCGAGGAGUUCGAUCGGACAAGAAUCGCCAACACCCUCCGCUUCUUCGAACGUGCAGCCGACAUGACGGGUCUCGAACACAGAAUUAUCAAGAACCUGCUACUCACUCGGUACUGGGAACUACCGCAAAACGCCAAAGAGAGUCGCCUUUUACGAAGCCUAGGACUUGGCAACGCAGAGCACCAGAUACGGAAAAGUGCCUACGACCAAUUCAACUUGACACUGGAGCGUUUGAAUGAGAGCCUAGGAACGUGUCUCAAGUGA